AUGGGAGCCUUCAGUCGACAGAAGUUUUUCCAGGAGCUCGCUCACGGCUGCCUGCUGCCCACAGCUCAGCAAGGCCUGGAGCAGGUAUGGCAGCUGCUGGUUAUCUGCCUGCUGUGUCGGCUUCUCUGGAUGUUGGGUCUCCCCUCUUUUGUGAAACACCUGGGCACGGUGGCUGGAGGUUUCUACACUCUCUACCUGUUCUUUGAGCUCCAUAUGAUCUGGGUGGUCCUCCUCAGCCUUCUCUGCUACCUCUUCCUAUUCCUGUGCCGCCACUCUACUAUCAGGGGCACCUUCCUCUCCAUCACUGUGCUCAUCUACCUGCUCCUGGGAGAGCUGCAUAUGAUGGAUACCACCAACUGGCACAAGAUGAGAGGUUCACAGAUGGUGGUUGCCAUGAAAGCCAUCUCUCUGGCCUUCGAUUUGGACCGAGGUGUUGUGACCAGCGUGCCCUCACCCAUUGAGUUCAUGGGCUAUAUUUACUUUGUGGGCACAGUCAUCUUUGGUCCCUGGAUCAGCUUCAACAGCUACAAAGAAGCUUUAGAAGGCCGUAAGCUGAGCUUUUCGUGGCUUUUUAAAGUGUCUGUUAGCUGGGUAAAGAGCCAGGUCUGCCUUGUUAUUUCCAACUGUGUAGCUCCCUACCUCUUCCCUUAUUUCAUACCUGUCUAUGGAGACAAGCUGCUACGAAGCAAAAAGAGGAGGAAGAUCAGAGGUACACCUGCGAAGUGGUUGCUAGCCUAUGAGAACACCAUGUCUUUCCACUUCAGCAAUUAUUUUGUUGGCUAUUUGAGUGAAACUACGACUACUCUUGCCGGGGCUGGCUUCACUGAAGAGAAGGAAAACCUCAAAUGGGAUAUGACCGUAUCCAAGCCGCUUAAUAUAGAGUUUCCCCGGUCGAUGGUGGAGGUGGUAACAUCGUGGAAUCUGCCCAUGUCUCGCUUCCUGCACACCUAUGUUUUUAAGAGUGCGCUCAAAUUUGGGACAUUCUCCGCCGUUAUGGUGACAUACACAGCUAGUGCCCUUCUGCAUGGUUUAAGUUUUCAUCUGGGUGCAGUGCUAAUAUCUCUGGGGUUCAUCACGUACAUUGAGCACGUGUUGCGGAAGAGGCUUGCAGUCAUUUUCAGUGCCUGCAUACUGUCAAAGAAAUGUCCGCCAAACUGCACUCACCGGAACAAAAAGGAGCUAUGGGUGUAUAUGAUUAACAUAGCGUUCAGUGCUUUGGCAAUACUCCACUUGACGUACCUGGGCUCUGUGUUUAACUCCAGCGUGGACUACAUGGAGGAGGAUGAGGACGAUGUCACCCAUCAUACCAUUCAGAAGUGGUCAGAGCUGAGCUGGACGAGCCACUGGGUCACGUUUGGAUGCUGGAUUUUGUACCGCCUCAUUCUCUAAUGAUAAGAGACAGAGAAGGAGCGAAGGAAGCAAUAAUGAGAGUUGUAAAGCCGGUUCUCCACUCCUGCCUGCACUGUGACUUUCUCCUGACCGAAGAGAACAGCAUCAACCCGUGUACAACAAUAACCUGAACGCCGCGUGUCGGCUGAGUAAUCUGCUCUCCUAACCUGCUGAGGACUAGUUUUGAUAUCCAUGAAAUGACAGCCCGCUCCUCCCUUUUCUUUUCUUCCGUAUCGCAUCCUUUUUAUCUGAGCCGCAGUUGUCGAGCCCUCAUGUUGUGACAGCAGUAACCGAUGUCUCACUGUGAGUCGCAAUCGAUACCUAUCAGCAUGGUGGAGAUCGGCUGCUCCUUUCUUCGGACACAUGAUAGAGCCCAUUAUCUAGGUUUCAGCGUCGACCGUGGCAGAUGUCCUCCAGAUGUGAUGUCCCUUCACCUCAAGUGUUUUACAAUCGUAAUUUUAGAUUUGAGCGAUAACACUGGCGACGUCCUGUAGUCUUCGUGUAGCCUGCAAAUCCCAUGAAAUUACCGAAAUCAAUAAUGCGGUCUCUUAGUACGUUCUGAUUUCCCCAGACUGUUCAGUUCAACCUUAUUGGUUGAAUUCCUGAAUCAGCUGUGGACUGUAGUUCUAACAGGCAUAACUAGUGCAUUUGUGGGGAACUAAUUUCAAUUUAAUAUACUUAAUAACAGUCAGUGCUUGUUUGGAGCAUCGCAUUAUUGUUAGUUCUUGUCUUUUCAUGAGCUUUGUUGGCAAUAAGGAAUAUAUAGAGCAUCCCCAGAUGUAUCCAUUCCCAGAGCUUGUCUUUCGAGCAUGUGUAAGAAAACAAGAGUUUACCUUUGAAUGAAAAGAGCACAGGUUAUGGUUAUGAGGCAGCAAUUUUAUCGUCACUGGUAAUGAUUUCCCCUUUAGUGAGUUUUAGAUAAAGAAAAUGAGUCAGUAGGUCGAUGAAUUAAUUUUUUUCGUGGUUGACUUUUUUGAUGGUGUUUGUAUUAUGUUUUGUGUUACACUGAUCAUUUAAAUUUAAUUAUUUGCCUUUGCUUAGAGAGGGUCUAGUAACACUCUUCAGUAUCUUCAGAACUGAAAAUAAAAGUUUAGAAUCAGGGUAUUACACGUUUAUGUAUUGCUAUAGAGGAAAAAUGUUCAAACUUCUCUUUCAUUUUCAUAUUACAGAUUCAAAAUAAAAUUAUACGGUACACUAUAUUAAAUAUUUAUCCUUAAGUACAGAUUUUUAUGACACAGCUGCUUUUAAUGAUGCAUUUAUGUAAUUAACGAUUACCUGAUGAAAGAACGUGAGUGUCUGUAUCAGAUUGUGAUCACUUUCUGUCUGUAUCUUUCUUAAAUCUAGAACGCGAAAGCAUUUGAUUCUUGACUGAGACAUAGUGUUAGUUUAGAGCCUGAAUGUUCGUUCAUGCCUGAGAACAAGUGCUCAGUCUCUGCAGACCUAAUACCACUCAACCCAACAAGGAUUUUAAAUACUCUUCUGAUAUUUACUUUAGGUAAAACGUUUUGUCCCUGUAAAUGUGAAGGCACUAAUACACCUGUGAUAUUUUUAUAAAAUUUUAC
This is a messenger RNA of Stegastes partitus (bicolor damselfish), 2951 nucleotides long. Its product is annotated as porcupine O-acyltransferase. Gene Ontology annotation, biological process: lipid modification; Wnt protein secretion; protein palmitoylation. The transcript has 14 exons. NCBI's taxonomy places the organism in Eukaryota, Metazoa, Chordata, Actinopteri, Pomacentridae. Gene Ontology annotation, molecular function: Wnt-protein binding; palmitoleoyltransferase activity. The record is from RefSeq and is a predicted model, not a curated record. Gene Ontology annotation, cellular component: membrane; endoplasmic reticulum. Bases 1 to 1389 code for a protein of 462 amino acids.